This is a messenger RNA of Lathyrus sativus (Indian pea), 1422 nucleotides long. NCBI's taxonomy places the organism in Eukaryota, Viridiplantae, Streptophyta, Magnoliopsida, Fabales, Fabaceae. The record is from the annotation of a GenBank genome assembly.
AUGGAAUUUCAAGUUCCAGAUUCACCAUCAUCCAAAACCUCAACCAGCCAUGUGUUAGUGAUUCCAUAUCCAUCACGAGGACACAUCAACCCCAUGAUGAAUCUCAGCAAAUUGCUAGUAUCUAAUACCCCCAACAACAUCCUCGUCACCAUUGUUGUCACACAAGAAUGGCUAACCUUAAUAGAUACCGAUCCAAAGCCCGACAACAUAAGAUUUGAAACCAUCCCUAGCGUUGGUGGUGACAGCUUUCUGAAUAUCGUUGAAGCUGUUAUGACCCAAAUGGAAGCGCCGUUGGAGCGGCUACUCGAUCGGCUCAAUCGGCGGCCGCCGACAUUUGUUAUAUACGAUGCUUUUCUCUUUUGGGCUGUUCGUGUUGGAAACCGGAGGAAUAUUCCGGUGGCUGCGUUCUGGACUUCGUCUACGUCGGAGCUGUGGGUGCAAUUUUUCCAUAUUUUCCUACAAGGCAAGCCCUUAGAAAAUGGUGAUAAACUAAUAGAUUAUAUUCCAUCAAAAUCUUGGAUUCACCUAGCUGAUGUCCCUCUUCUUGAUAAGAACAAUCAUCAAGUUUUACAAUGGGCUCUACAAAGUUAUCAAUGGAUUCUCAAAGCACAAUAUCUAUUAUUGUCUUCAUUUUAUGAGCUUGAACCACAAGUAAUUGAUGCCUUAAAAUCAAAACUCACAAUACCAAUUUACACCAUAGGCCCAAACAUACCUUAUUUUAAUCUUGGACACAAUUCACAUUCUCUGAAUGCUACUAAUGAUGUUGCACAAAGUUACAUAAAUUGGUUAAAUCUCCAACCUAGUGGGUCUGUUUUAUACAUCUCAUAUGGUAGUUUUCUAUCUGUUUCAAGAUCACAAAUGGAUGAAAUUGCAGCUGCUUUGAAAGAUAGCGGCGUUCGAUUUUUAUGGGUAACGCGCGACGAGACUCAUAGAUUGAAAGAUAUGUGUGGGAAAAUGGGGUUAGUUGUGACAUGGUGUGACCAAUUGAGGGUAUUGUUACAUCCUUCAAUAGGUGGUUAUUGGACACAUUGUGGUUGGAAUUCUGUUAUGGAAGGUGUUUUUGCUGGGGUUCCUUUUUUGACAUUUCCACUUGCUAUGGAUCAACCAUUGAUUAGUAAGAUUAUUGUUGAGGAUUGGAAAGUUGGGUGGAGAGUGAAAAAAGAUGAUAAGUUAGACACUUUGGUUACAAGAGAUGAAAUAGUUGUGUUGCUAAGAAAAUUCAUGGAUUUGGAUUUUGAUAUUGGAAGUGAUUUGAGAAAAAAAGCUAAAGAGUUUCAGCUUUUAUGUCAGGGAGCAAAAAAGAAAGGUGGAUCAUCUGAAAUUAAUGUGAAAGCCUUUUUGAAGAAUGUAAUGCAGAGUGGCUUGACACAUGAAGGAUCAAAUGAAUUACAAGUUCAAAUUGCUAUUGAGAAUUUCAAUUGA